Messenger RNA from Coregonus clupeaformis (lake whitefish), 2980 nucleotides. Its product is annotated as tumor necrosis factor receptor superfamily member 1A. The transcript has 10 exons. Gene Ontology annotation, cellular component: mitochondrion; signaling receptor complex; membrane raft. Gene Ontology annotation, molecular function: tumor necrosis factor receptor activity; tumor necrosis factor binding. NCBI's taxonomy places the organism in Eukaryota, Metazoa, Chordata, Actinopteri, Salmoniformes, Salmonidae. The coding region runs from base 254 to 1522 and encodes 422 amino acids. The record is from RefSeq and is a predicted model, not a curated record. Gene Ontology annotation, biological process: signal transduction; inflammatory response.
GGGUGCAGCGGGGCAAUGACUUACGGAGCAUGACGUGUCCAGUUUCCCGUUUGAGUCCGCCCUUUCUCUAGAACUCGCGACUUAAUACAUCGGCGUCUUUUUUGAGACUUGAAAGUAUUUCUUGAACUCUUACUACAGAUUUUAUUUUAAUGUAGGAGACCCUACUGCAUCGUCAUUUGUCAUGUAGGAGCGGUUUUGAUCAAGGUGUUGUUAUUUUUAAAGAUGGCGUUAGUGAGAAGAGUGGUGUGAAAGAAUGGACAUCUUGAGAGGGAAAUGGAAGGAAAAAUGCAUUCUGAACGUUUGCACUCUGCUCGUAUUGUGCUGGUCAGUAGACCCCUCCCUCUCGGCACCACCACCGCCUCCUGAUAGGACCCAGGUUGAGAGUAACCAUGGAAACCAGGAGUUGCUAUGCCAUGAGGGGAGUCAUUACCGCAUUAACGGGACAUGCUGUGGAAAGUGCCAUGAAGGGUUUAAGCUGAAGGAGCACUGCACUAAAGAGGGCGAGAAUAGCCAAUGUGUCCCCUGUGAAGAGGGCAAGACGUAUCUAGACAGGAGUAACUACGUCAUCAACUGCGACAAAUGUACACGCUGUGUUGACGAUGAGGAAGAGGUAUCACCAUGCAAGAAGAGUAAGAACAGAGAGUGUCGCUGCAGAGAAGGCUUCUACAAAAAUACAAUAGACACAGAAACACGGGAGUGCCUCCACUGCAAGAAAUGUGGACCUGGAGAGAGAAAAACACAGCAAUGUACUCCAGAGAGCGACACAGUGUGUGAAUGUAAGGACUUCUACUUCCGAGACAAGAAAAUCAACAGGACCUGUCUUCAAUGCAAAGAUUGUAUAUCAGCUGACUGCCAGCAGGAGUGUGCUUCAAGCACACAUCCCAAUCCCAAUGCAAAACCCCAAGACACUGGAUGGGGUGUUUGGUCUACCUACCUGUUGGCUGUAUUCGGCUGUGUUUGUGUUGCGCUACUGGUGGUGGUGGUUAUCAUGGGCGUACUAGUGGUCCGAUGGAAACUGAAGGGGUCGAGCUCCUUCCCCUCUGCUGAGAUCACCUCUCAGGGCUCCGAGAAGUCUACUCGGAGGCUGAUCCAAGAGGACCCAGAGAAUGUUCUCAACCAGAGUAUCCCUUCAUGUAGCCCAGUGUGUGAGUGUGAACAGGAGCCCCUCAACAAGCUACCAGACUGUGUCCCCAAGGAGAUCAAGAUCUCUGAGUUGAUCUACUCGCUGUUGGACCAAGUCUCCCCGCGUCGUGUGAAGGAGCUGGUGCGUUCGCUGGGUGUGAGUGACAUAGUGAUAGAGCGGGCUGAGAAUGACCACCUCCGUGACACUAAGGAAGCCCAGUACCAGAUGCUGAGUGUCUGGGCUAAGGGAAGGGCACAGGGAGGGGGAGGGGUGCUAGCACGCCCUCUACUGCACGACCUGCUGGAUAAGCUGAGAGACAUGGACCUGGGAGGGACUGCAGAGGAGCUGGAGACCAAGUAUGGGGAUCAGUGGAGAGAGAGAGAGAUGCAGACUGUAUAGACCAAGUAGGGGACCCAGGUUUCACUUCUCUAUGUCUUAUCAAAAGAGAAACCGAGCGGGACCAAGUCUAUUCAUCAUAUGUAUAGGAUAACUAGGAGAGCGAGAGAUGGGGGAGGUGCUAAUGGGGAGAGAGAAGGUCAGACGCAUCCCCUUGUCCUUACUUGUGUAGACCUGAGAGAAUAGGAUUGGUACAGUUUAAGCAAUAUUGUAGUUGUUCCACCUGGUCCAGAUCUGACCAUGUUUCCAUGCUUUCACAAUAUUUCCUAACCUUAUAGAUAUUUUUUUUGCACAUUCAAACCAAUGAAUGAGGAAUUGUAUGUUAUAAAAAGCAGUUUUAGACAGUGCUGUUUGUAAAACAGGCAAACUGGUUAUGUGUCACACACAGGUAUGAGAACCACACUAACAAUUGAGUUAAACGUUGUAAUUAGGGUAAUACACAUGUAACGCCCAUCUAUAGUAUUACAGGACUAUAUUACUGAGUAUUAGGUGGCGGCAGGUAGCCAGUAACUGAAAGGUUGCUGGUUCGAAUCCCUGAGCUAAUAAGGUGAAAAAAAUGUUGAUGUGCCCUUGAGCAAGGCACUUAACCGUAAUUGCUCCUGUAUGUAUUACAGGAGCAAUUACGGAAUCCAUAUAGCUUUUAGCUUCCCUGUGUCUAUCUUGCAUUAAUCGAACACAAACAUAUCAAGAAGAUAUUAGCAGAUAUUAGCAUUUGUCAUCAAGUAUUUUGUAGUGGUUUGUAUAUGGUAAUAAAAUCUGCAUAGGAGGGUGCUGUAUAUUUGAUAGGUUGCUGCUUGGGCGGCGUGAAGAUCAAACUACUGUAGUUUUGCUGUCUUUUACUACUGUCUUGAUAUACACAUUCUUGUUUUACAGAAUAGGUUAGGGAUGUAUCAAUCUGUCCUAUUUCUUCUGACUGUACCAUAUUCACUGUACUAUUCAAUCACAUCCAUCCAGGUUGUCUCUGUGCCAUGGUUUUUGAUCACCACAAGUGAUUGAUUCUUAUAUCCGUACAGUAAUAGUUAUCUGUCAGUACUGUUAGGGCACAGACAGGUCUUCUGCAGGUGUUAUCCCUGAGUUAUUGACAUUCCUUAAAGCCCCAUCAUCAUGCUGCCAUUAUUCAGGAUCAUUUAGUCAGAGGUCUCACUCUGCAGGGCUGACUGUUCUCUGGGAGAUUAAACAUGGAAACUAGGUAUAGAUAGAUAGAUAGAUAGAUAGCACUUACGUUUCUAGUGUUUAAUGUCAGGUGCAGAAGUAACAGUGAAAUGCAAUGUAUUGGAUUGUAUAAUAUGUUACAGCACUUUUUAACAUUUAAUUGUUACUGGUGAUUUUACUAAAGAUAAAACUAUUUUUAUUCUCAAAUCACAUACAGUAUAUGUGGGCAUUGAUUGGUUUGAUUUAAGGUAUGAGCAAAGUUGAUCAAUUGUAUAUAUUUUUAAAUAAAAAAUUCCCUUGUAAAAAUGA